AUGUCUGGAUUUUCAGUAGCAGAUUUAAUAAAACCAACAUUAGAAUCACUGAAUUCAUCUGAAGAAAAACUAUUUAUUAAAGAAACAAUGAAAAGAAAUAUCGAUGAAAAGAAUAGUUUCCAACUUAUCAAUAAUAACAUUAUAAAUAAUGAUAAUAAUGACUGGUCGGUUAUGAUUGUUCCAUUGAACUCAUCCGAAGAACAUAAAAACAUAAUACAUAGAAUAACUUCAACAAGGAAUGAUAUUGUUAAGAAAAGUCGAAUUGAAAAUAAUAACAUUUCUAAGUCAUCUAAUCAAAGUAGUGAGAAUUUAGUUUCGGAUUCAGAAAUUACAUUGAAUUCAUUACAAUCUACUUCACAGAUAAAGUUUGAUGUAAAUAAUGCCAGUAAUAUUCUUAGUAGUAAUAAUAAUAAUACUGAUAUAGUUUCAGAAUCAUCUCCAGCUAUAUUUGCACAAUCCUUUAAUUCUAUUAACAAUUUAUCAAAGGAGGAAAUUACUAUUCAAUCAAUCAAUAAAAUAAAUCCGGACGCAUCAAUAUUUUCAGGGUCAACUCAGCGAACCAUCUCGAAUGAUCUUACUUUAUUCCCAACUGUAAUUUCUUCGUCGUCUCCCUUAUCUUCUCUUACGAAUUCUUCUUCUUUUGGGUCUAAUACAGAAGAACAAUUACAAAUAUUACUAAAGUUACAUAACUUAUUCGGAAUAACCAGCCCAAAUAAAUCCAUUUCAAACAAUAUAAAUUUAACAAAUUUAAAUUCUGCAGACAAUAAUUUUAAUGAUCAACUUUUUCUCAAUAAUAUUUUACCAAACCCAAACCAAAAUUCACUUGGGCAAAGUAAUCCCAACAUAUCACUGAAUUCAUAUCCUGAAACGAUUGUACCAUUUAAUUCAUCAUACAUAAUGUCUGUAAUGAUGAAUACUAUUUUAAAUAAAGAACAACUGGAAGAAUUAACUUCUUCAGCUUCAUCCUCUUCUUUGUAUCAACCUUAUUUAAAUUAUCUACAUCAUCAAAAUUAUCUUGAACAACAGCAACCUCAGCAAAAACAUCAACAACAGUUACGUCAUCAACAAUCGACUGAAUUGAAUUCACAACUAACAGCAGUAAACCGAAAUCGUUUGAUAGCGAAUUUUUUAAAAUCACGUUUUAUGUUAGACAAUAAUUGUGGACAAAAUGUUUUUCAAGAUUUAAAUGAAAUAGCUAAACUUGAUCAUUCAAAUAUAUCAUUAAAUAAUUAUGAUAAUUUUAUUAAGAAUUCAAUGGGUCGUAACGUUUUGAUUACAUCCGAUAGUAGGAAACCAAAAAGAAUACGUACAGCUUUUUCACCAGCCCAACUAUUUCAAUUAGAAAGUGCAUUUGAAAAAAAUCAUUAUGUUGUCGGGCAAGAACGUAAAGAUUUAGCUACUGAUUUAAAUCUAACUGAAACUCAAGUAAAAGUAUGGUUUCAGAAUCGUCGAACAAAAUACAAACGUUUGCAUACAGAUGGUAAAGAAAUUCUAAGCGAUUCAAAUUCCAAAGGCCAAAAGUCAUUAUCAGAUAUCGAUGAAGAUAGUGAUGAUGAUGGUGAUGACGAUGAUGAUGAUGACGAUGAGGAGGAGGAGGAUGUUAAUGAUAAAUUAGUUAAAAAAGAUGAAGGAAAAGAUAAUGUUAUGAUUGAAUCUAUUCAUCAAAAUCAAAAUAAUUUGGAAUUUGAGGAUGAAACACAUUCAAAAUUUUCAAAUUCUGAAUCCUCUAAAAGAAUUAGUAUCAAUACGUUUCCAAUACAAAAUUCUUAUUCUAUUACAGAUAAUAAACAAUUUAGUCCUUCGAAAGAAUGUCAACAAUAUCUUGAUAAUUCAAGAUCAAAUAAUCCUUUAGGAAAUCAAAGAAUCAAUGAUUUAUCAGAAAAAUCCAAAAUAAAUGAUUAUACAAAAUACACAUGGAAUUCAUUUAAACAAAUACAUGAAAAUUUAAAUACAAAUACUGGAAUAGAACGAAAACAAUCGUCUAUUUUACAUUCAUCACAACAUCUAUUAAAUUCAGUAAAUCAAAAUUUAAAUUAUUUACAACAUUCUUGUAGAUAAACAUUUCAAAAAAAUAAAUAAAUAAUUUUGCAAUAAAUUACUUGUUUAACUAAUUUCUUGUCUUUAAAAAGAAAAAAGAACCACGAUUCAUUUUUAUUUAUCUUGUUACUAUGGUCUAUUCGUCUUAAAUAUACAUUUAUGCAUAUUUUAAAUUGAUAUAUAAUAAUGGUCAAUUAUGCAAGUAUUAUGUACUUUUAUCCUUAUACACAAAAAAGAAUUCAUUUAUUUACUUAAGAUAUAAUUUUAUCAUAAAUAUUAACCAAAGGAUUGAUUUUUAUAAUGUUCAUUACUUUCUAAUUGUAUUAAUACAUUCACUAAUGUGAAUACUGUUAUUCUAUGAAGUAAAUUAAAACAAAUCAUAUCAAUUUGUAAAAAAAAUUUUUACUUCUUUGAAAAAUAAACAACGAAAACAAACAAACAAAAAAACAACAAAAAGAACAGAAAUAUGAAGUUUUUCCUGUUCUACUUUUGUUGAUGAUGGGGUAUUCAUUUAAACUAAUCAUAAUUAUCGUUAGAAGUAAUUGGUUAUUUAUUGAAGAAUCAUUUAAAAAUUACAAAAUAAUAUAAAACAUUUUUAACUAUAUUUGAUUAAAC
Molecule: messenger RNA, 2652 nt
Organism: Schistosoma spindalis
Lineage: Eukaryota; Metazoa; Platyhelminthes; Trematoda; Strigeidida; Schistosomatidae
Source: the annotation of a GenBank genome assembly